Triplophysa rosa is the source of this 3881-nucleotide messenger RNA. RefSeq names its product trafficking protein particle complex subunit 11 (gene trappc11). The transcript has 30 exons. Bases 153 to 3551 code for a protein of 1132 amino acids. Lineage: Eukaryota; Metazoa; Chordata; Actinopteri; Cypriniformes; Nemacheilidae. The record is from RefSeq and is a predicted model, not a curated record.
UGAACCGAACAGCCGCAGAAGAAGCAGCAGUCAUAUGUCAUGAUGAAGGUGGGGUUUGAAUUAUAAACAAGUGUUGCACAUUAAUGUAGGCCGGAUUGCUGGAAACUGAGCAACACACAACUCUAUCGAAAGGUGGUCUGUUUGCCGGUAUCAUGAGUCCGGCCCAAUGGGAUCUUCCUCCAGAGUUGUGCUGCAGGCCGAUGGCCUUUGUGGCCCUAACAGGCCUGGAUGUGACAUAUAAUGCUGUCCAUAGAGCCAUAUGGGAUGCCUUCUGUGUCAACCGUAGGGCAGACAGAGUUCCCAUCUCUUUCAAAGUUCUAGCAGGAGACCAUGAAUAUCCAAAGUGCAGAACCAAGAGAACAUCCUAUGAGUGGUACAUCCCUAAAGGGAUUCUGAAAACAGGCUGGAUGAACAAACAUCUGAACCUGGUGCCUGCAUUGGUCGUGCUUUUCUAUGAGUUGGACUGGGACGAUCCGCAGUGGAAGGAAAAGCAGUCGGAAUGUGCAACCAAAGUAGAAAUCGUCAGAACAAGUUUACAAGGAAGAAACACAAAGGUUGCGGUUGUUUUAAUUCAGAAGAAGACUCCUCUCCCUCCAGGUGAAGAUCUGGUGGCCUCUGAGAGAGCUUCUGCUCUGUGUGGUGCUUGUGAUCUUUCUGGAAAGUCCCUGUUUGUCCUGCCCCAUACCGAUCACCUGGUGGGAUACAUUAUCAGGCUGGAGAAUGCUUUCUAUGAACAUGCACAGACCUACUAUUAUAAUGAGAUCAGAAGAGUGAAAUCUCACAAGGAGUUUCUCAACAAAACAACACAUCAGUUGCUGUUUGUCAGGCACCAGUUUAAGAUGGGUUUCUUCAGCGAACUAAAGCAAGAUACACAAAAUGCCCUCAAAUAUUACAGGAUUGCAUACAGCCUCGUCCAUGAACUAAGAGCUCAUGAAACAAACAUCAUGGAGAUCAAAACCAUGGCUGGAUUCAUCAACUACAAGAUAUGCAGGCUGUGCUUUCAGCACAACACCCCGCUGGACGCAAUCGCUCAGUUCCGCAAACACAUCGACCUGUGCAAGAAGAAGAUCGGCAGCGCUGAGCUGGCGUUUGAGCACACCGCCUGGAUGUCCAAACAGUUCCAGUCAUUCGGUGAUCUGUUCGAUGAGGCUAUUAAACUGGGCCUCACAGCCAUCCAGACACAGAACCCAGGCUUCUACUACCAGCAGGCUGCUUACUAUGCACAGGAGCGUAAACAGCAAGCAGCGCAGCUCUGUGGUCAUGAGCCGGGUGUGAGUUACCCUGCACCCGACCCACUGGAGACCACCACUGGAGCUCUGGACUUCUAUGGGCAGAGACCCUGGCGGCAGGGACAUCAGAGCAUUGAUCCCCCUGACUCUGAGAAGGAGAAACAAGGCACCCUCGCUCUUCAAGUCAAAGAGAGAGAUGUUCUCCAUUCGGAGCUGAUCAUCGCCCUCCUGAGUAACGCUGUCGCUCAGUUUAAGAAGUACAAGUGUCCUAGAAUGAAGAGCCAUCUCAUGGUUCAGAUGGGAGAAGAGUAUUACCAUGCCAAAGACUACACCAAAGCAUUAAAACUGCUGGAUUACGUGAUGUGUGACUACCGCACAGAGCGCUGGUGGUCUCUGCUCACCUCUAUCCUGUGCACAGCUCUGAAGUGCUCAUACCUCAUGGGUCAAGUAAAAGACUACAUCACCUACUCCAUGGAGCUGGUGGGCAGAGCCUCUGUCCUCCCUGAAGAGCAGAAGUCCAGGAUUGAGAAAAAUCUGAUUAAAGUGCUCAUGAAUGAAGUCCCAGAGCCUGAACCAGACUGUGACCCGGCGUCUGUGAAGGCCGCUCAGUCUCUGUGGAGCGACCGCGUCUCUCUGUCCGGCAGUAAUGAGUUCACAAUUGAGGUCCUGGACAACGUGCCCUUUGUUCAGUGCAAAGCCAAGUUCCUGUCCCCCAGUUUCCACAUAGAUGAACCCGUCCAGCUGCAGGUCUAUGUGAGAGCUGACUGCCCUCAUCCUUUGCGCUUCUCAAAGCUCUGUGUCAGCCUUAGCAACCAGGAAUAUGAUCAGUACUGUUUGCUCGAGGAUGCUUCAAAAGGGAAAGAUAUUCUCGAACUUUCCACCCAGGAGAACAUGUGUCUCGUUCCUGGCAAAACCCGCAAAUACUGCUUCAAAUUCGUAGCCAAAACAGAAGAUGUUGGAAAGAAAAUAGAGAUCACGGCUGUGGGACUCAUGUUAGGCAGAGAGACGGGCCGUUACGUGUAUCUGAACUGGCGAGGUGGCUGGGGGGAUGCGGCUUCCUCCCAUGAGGCUUUGCAGGCGUCCCGCUCCUUUAAGAGGAGGACACGCUUCCCCGAGCAGCAGGUGGACUGGGACACAGUGUCCGUACAGUCCAGCACGAUGAUCAUCUCCAGAGUGCCCAGGAUCUCAGUAAAGCUGACCCACGAACCUCCAGCAUUAACCAAUGAGAUGUACUGCAUGACUGUCACCAUCCAGUCAGAGGAGGACACCGUAGCCAAAGACAUAAAGCUCACCGCUGGCCUCAAACCAGGUCAGGAUGCUAAUCUCACACAGACGACCCAAAUCACACUAAAUAGCUCAGAGGUUUGUGACGACUCUCACCCCGCCCUGCUUCCAGACAUUCCUAUCGGAGACCUGCAGCCUGGCCAGAAGAUCGUGAAGCACCUCUAUAUGCGCUGCGUGAGCACUGGAUCCAGAAUAUUCCUCUUUCACGUGGCCUAUUCUGUGGGUGCCACGGUGGAAGGCAAGGACAUCACCUGCAAGUGUCACAAAGAUGAAACUGUUACCGUGGAAACCGUUGUUCCCUUUGAAGUGGCCAUGAAGUUUGUGUCCAGUAAGUUUGAGCAUUUGGAGCGUGUGUACGUGGACGUUCCGUUCCUGCUGAUGAUGGACAUUUUAAGCGCGUCUCCGUGGCCGAUCCAGCUGGUGAACAGUGAUGUGCAGCUGGUCUCCAGUAUGACUGCUAUCGAUACGCCCGAGAGUCGAGUGGAAGGAGUGACACUGCAGACCGGCGAGUGUGCCAGCGAGUGUUUCCUGCUCAAGUGUCCUCCGGUUCAGAACGGCACCAGCACCGUGGCCUCUGGACAGUACGUCAUCUCGUGGAAGAGGAAGUCAACGCUUUCUGAGACAUCAGUGGUUAAAACAAUCAUCAUCCUCCCACAUGUGAUGGUGGAGAACAUCCCUUUGUAUGUACACGCAGAGUUGCCAUCAUACGGUCGUGUGCGUGAGUCUUUGCCUGUCAGGUAUCAUCUGGAGAACCGGACCGGGCUGGUUCAGGAUGUGGAGAUCAGUGUGGAGGCCAGUGACGCGUUCAUGUUCAGUGGACUUAAACAGGUGCGCAUGAGGAUUUUACCAGGGGCCGAGCAGGAGAUGUUGUAUAAUUUCUAUCCUCUGAUGGCCGGAUAUCAGGUUCUCCCACAGCUCAACAUCAACCUGUUACGCUUUCCAAACAUUUCCAGUCAACUGCUCCGACGCUUUCUGCCCUCACGCACCUUUGUCAAGCCUCAGGGCAGAAAUGGAGAUACUUCGAUAGAUGCCGCGUGAAGAAGAGGCGGACACAUCUCCGUUGGUGAUGAUGAAGGCUGAACAUUCCUUGGAGAACAUGUGUUUACAUGUGAUAUGAACUUAUGAAUUAAAUAUGAUGGAUUUUAGAUGCUAAUUUGUUGUAAUGGAGUGAUUGUGGUUUGCAAGUUUGUUGCACAAGGCUCAGAUGAUGCCCUGCUUAUGUUUUAAAACUAAACUGAUUUCACCACUGUUUUACUGUCUAACUUGUUCAUGAUCAUGACUUUGUGACUAAAACACACUUAAUAAUGCUUCAACUGUUCAACUGACAUCACACUAGCUGUUGAAAAAUAUUAAAUGUAUUGUCAUGGA